AUGGAUUUUGACCAAACUCAAGCUAUUAGUUAUUCUUUUGAAGAUGACUCAGAAGACAACACUGAGAAAACUGCUGAAAAAACUGUGGCAUUUCUUACAGUUUUAAAAUAUAAAGAUUUAGAGGAAAAAGAAUAUCCACUUUUUGAAGGAGAAAAUAUAAUAGGUCGACAAGAAACUUGUGACAUUUGUAUUCCCACCAAGGCUUUAUCUAAACAGCAUUCCUGUAUAGAAAUAAAGAGUGACAGUCAUUUUAUUUAUGAUAAGAAGAGUUUAAAUAAAACACGUAGGGGGAAGACUAGUGCUGGGUAUCCUCAGUCAUGUCACAAUACGAUACGAUAUGGAGUAAUGGGAUAA
Messenger RNA from Lottia gigantea (owl limpet), 354 nucleotides. RefSeq lists its product as hypothetical. Gene Ontology annotation, molecular function: protein binding. Lineage: Eukaryota; Metazoa; Mollusca; Gastropoda; Lottiidae. The record is from RefSeq and is a predicted model, not a curated record. Bases 1 to 354 code for a protein of 117 amino acids. The transcript has 5 exons.